Molecule: messenger RNA, 1670 nt
Organism: Acanthoscelides obtectus
Lineage: Eukaryota; Metazoa; Arthropoda; Insecta; Coleoptera; Chrysomelidae
Source: the annotation of a GenBank genome assembly
CUGUCGUCCUGUUAGCUUUAAGGUCUAUAAUUUACAUAUUUUUUUGUAGUUUUUUACUUUAUUCAUAAUGAUACCCAACACAGUUCGAACUGCAAGCCGUAAAUUGACGGUUCCAAAGGUAUGUGGUGAUAUUGAUUUAUCCCUUUUCAGGAGCUUAUCAGUGGAAUAAUUGCAAGGUUAAAAUGGUCAUUUGAUUAGAGAUGGCCAAAGACGUGUUUAAGGACCUCCUGAAAGUGAGGAAACGAAUUAUUUACAAUAUAGAAUAUUGUGUAAUGAAAACAUUGGGCCUGUUCACAAAGCAGAAUAACUAUGCCACAGAAGCCACCUUUGAAACAAAGCCCUGCAAAUUGUACAAGUUAGAAGAUGCUCCUCCAACGUCUGCAACCAUCAAUAAAGAAGAUGCCCUUCGGAUGUAUACUAGGAUGCACACCAUCCGAAGGUUGGAGACUUCAGCUGGAAGUUUGUACAAGGAAAAGAUUGUCAGGGGAUUUUGUCACCUAUAUUCUGGCCAAGAAGCAGUAGCAGUCGGCAUCAAAGAGGCCAUGAGGCCACAUGACGCAGUCAUCACAGCCUAUCGCGCCCAUGGUUGGACGUACAUAAUGGGAGUAGAACCAAUGGGAGUUCUAGCAGAACUGUGUGGCAGACAAAGCGGCUGUGCUAGGGGCAAAGGUGGUUCUAUGCACAUGUAUACUGAUAACUUUUAUGGAGGAAACGGUAUUGUAGGUGCACAGGUACCCCUGGGUGCAGGCAUAGCUUUAGCUCAGAAAUACAAAGGCACUGACGGCGUUUGCAUCGCUCUGUAUGGUGAUGGCGCGGCCAAUCAGGGACAAGUAUUCGAAGCUUACAACAUGGCCAAAUUGUGGGACCUCCCUUGCAUUUUUGUUUGUGAAAAUAACGGAUACGGUAUGGGUACCAGCGCACAAAGGGCAUCCGCCGAUGUAAACUUCUAUCAGAGAGGCAUGUAUGUGCCUGGAUUGUGGGUAGAUGGAAUGGACGUGUUGGCUGUUAGAGAAUGUUUCAAAUUCGCCAUCAACUACGCAGCCAGCGGGAAAGGUCCAUUGGUCAUUGAGGCGGCAACAUACAGAUACUCAGGACAUUCCAUGUCUGAUCCAGGAACAAGUUACAGGACAAGAGAUGAAAUUCAAGAAGUGAGACAAACCAGGGAUCCCGUCACGUCGUUCAAGGAAAAGAUUACUUCUACGGAAUUAGUCUCGGCAGAUGAAAUUAAGAAAAUCGACGGGGAAAUCAGAACGACGAUAGAUGAAGUGACGAAGAAAGCGAAGGCUGACAAGGAGAUUGGUUUAGACGAAUUAUGUGGUGAUGUGUACAGCAUAAACUUAGAGCCUAAGAUUAAAAGUGUCGAUCCAUUUACGCCUUUAACACAUAAAAGGAUUGGACCGGCUGUGAACUUUAAGUGAAAAAUCUGAGCUGUUAAUUAUUUAUUUAUGCAAUUUUUUCAUUUAUUACUGCCAUUUUAGGGAGAUUCUGUCCGAAUUUUAUCAUUUAACUUUCUAGAUAGUAUGAUUAUACGAUCACUAAUUGUGUUUAUGCAAUUUUGGAACGGGUCUAGGAAGUGUUUUUUUAAAUAUUCUCAGAAAUAUUGUAUAUACGCUACUGUACACAGACAAUAAAACCAUACAUGAAUUUACGAAAUCAUUUUAUUGUUCGGC